Panthera uncia (snow leopard) is the source of this 1034-nucleotide messenger RNA. Its product is annotated as somatotropin. The record is from RefSeq and is a predicted model, not a curated record. Gene Ontology annotation, biological process: growth hormone receptor signaling pathway; positive regulation of tyrosine phosphorylation of STAT protein; animal organ development. Bases 214 to 777 code for a protein of 187 amino acids. Gene Ontology annotation, cellular component: extracellular region. The transcript has 4 exons. Gene Ontology annotation, molecular function: hormone activity; growth hormone receptor binding. NCBI's taxonomy places the organism in Eukaryota, Metazoa, Chordata, Mammalia, Carnivora, Felidae.
AGAGACAUCUAUGCCCAGACAUUUGGCCAAGUUUUAAAUGUUCUCCGUCCCCGGGCGGGGAGGGGAACGGCUGACGGGAAACAGAGGCCUCUUGCUGUCUGGGCCACGGCCUCGCCCUCUGGGUCCCUCUCUGUAGGCCCUCGGAACUCUGUGCUCCUGGCGUUUGCCCUGCUCUGCCUGCCCUGGCCCCAGGAGGUGGGCGCCUUCCCAGCCAUGCCCUUGUCCAGUCUGUUUGCCAACGCCGUGCUCCGGGCCCAGCACCUGCACCAGCUGGCCGCCGACACCUACAAAGAGUUUGAGCGGGCGUACAUCCCGGAGGGACAGAGGUAUUCCAUCCAGAACGCGCAGGCUGCCUUCUGCUUCUCGGAGACCAUCCCGGCCCCCACGGGCAAGGACGAGGCCCAGCAGAGAUCCGACGUAGAGCUGCUCCGCUUCUCCCUGCUGCUCAUCCAGUCGUGGCUCGGGCCCGUGCAAUUCCUCAGCAGGGUCUUCACCAAUAGCCUGGUGUUCGGCACCUCGGACCGGGUCUACGAGAAGCUCAAGGACCUGGAGGAAGGCAUCCAAGCCCUGAUGCGGGAGCUGGAAGAUGGCAGCCCCCGGGCCGGGCAGAUCCUGAAGCAAACCUACGACAAGUUUGACACAAACUUGCGCAGUGACGACGCGCUGCUCAAGAACUAUGGGCUCCUGUCCUGCUUCAAGAAGGACCUGCACAAGGCUGAGACGUACCUGCGGGUCAUGAAGUGUCGCCGCUUCGUGGAAAGCAGCUGUGCUUUCUAGUUGGUGGGCAUCUCGGUUGCCCCCUCCCCAGCGCCUCCCCUGACCCUGGAAAGUGCCACUCCAGUGCUCACUGUGCUUUCCUAAUAAAAUUAAGUUGCAUCGUAUCAUCUGAGUAGGUGUCAUUCUAUUAUGUGGGGCAAGGUCCAGGCUGGGAAGACAGCCGCAGACAUCCUGUGGGGGCCGACUGGGAAUGAUACCUGACCUGAUUCCUCCUGGGCUAGAAAGAAACCGACACAUUUAUUCCUCUCCAUCACACA